Molecule: messenger RNA, 2772 nt
Organism: Alexandromys fortis (reed vole)
Lineage: Eukaryota; Metazoa; Chordata; Mammalia; Rodentia; Cricetidae
Product: protein S-Myc-like
Exons: 1
Coding region: 615-1919 (434 amino acids)
Biological process (GO): regulation of transcription by RNA polymerase II
Molecular function (GO): DNA-binding transcription factor activity, RNA polymerase II-specific; RNA polymerase II cis-regulatory region sequence-specific DNA binding; protein dimerization activity
Source: RefSeq, a predicted model, not a curated record
UCUACUCUUAUAAUGGGAUACUUUCGUUCAGGAGCAGUCAUGCUAGUCCCUAUGUUUCUUCCUCUUCCGAGCAGAGGUUUCCUUAAACACCUCCUUAAUGGUCAUCUAGUGGUCCUGCACUCCCACAAUUUAUGUUUCUCUGAGACCAUAUUUCUCCUUUUAUUCUGGAGGGUAAUUUUGCUGUGUAUACUAAUCUUGGUGGAAAGUUGUUUUCUUUGGGAAUUUGAAAGGCAUCAUCAGUGCCCUUCUGUCCUUGAAAGUUUCACAUGAAGUGACAAUCAUCUGUCUGGACCUGGUGGGUGGAUUCAAAGAAGGGUGGAGGAGGAAGGCACAGGACACGACGCUCCUGGGAAGAUGCUCCUUAGAUCUGGGUUGCAGCCAGGAGAGCCUUAGGGCAAUCAGACUGCAGCCACCAGGAGGACCCCUCUGUCCCUAAAGCCCACCAGAGAUUCCGGCACAGAAAAGCCUCAGAUUAGGUCCUCCGGUAGUCCUGUAGUGUUAGAGGUUGAUUGAGUCCCACACCCUGUGUGACCCCCCCACGGGACGGAAGCACCACUGUAUUUAAAAAGAGCUGAGAAGAAAGAAGUGUUUAGUCGCCAGCUGGAGACUAACGGAUGCUCAGCUGCACUACAUCCAGCAUGCCCGGGAUGAUCUGCAAGAACUCGGACCUGGAGUUUGACUCGCUGAAACCCUGCUUCUAUCCGGAAGAAGAUGACGUCUACUUUGGCGGUCGCAACUCCACGCCUCCGGGGGAGGACAUCUGGAAGAAGUUUGAACUGUUGCCUACGCCUCGGUUGUCACCCAGCCGCGCUUUAGCGGAGCACAGCCAGGAGCCGGUGAACUGGGCUACCGAGAUGCUGCUGCCUGAGGCCGACCUAGGGGGUAACCCGACCGAGGAGGAUGUUUUUGGCCUGGGAGGACUCUGUGGCCUCAGCAACAACCCGGUCAUCCUUCAGGACUGCAUGUGGAGUGGUUUCUCCACCCGGGGGAAGCUGGAGAGUGCGGUAAGCAAAAAGCUGCCAAACGGCUCUGGGUCCCUGCCCGCCGGCCGCAGCACCUCGGCCCCUAGAGCGACUGCUGCAGCCAGCUCUGCGGGCCACGCGCGCAGCGGAACAGCAAGUGUGGGGCGUGGGAAAGCCGCCUGGCUCACAGAGCUUGCCCACCUGGACUCAGAGUGCAUGGACCCCGCUGUGGUCUUCUUCCCAGCGAACAAGCGCCAGUGGGUGCCCGUACCGGCCAUCCCCGCCAGUGCUGGCGCUGCCGGCACUGCAGUCAGCCGUGGUAACCGCCAGGCCUCCAGCACCCCCAGAGAGAACAUCCUGAGCAACUCAGGUACUGAGAAAAAAGAUGAAGAGGAAAUCGAUGUGGUCACGGUGGAGGAGACCCAGUCCUCCAAGACUGUCUCCAGGCUCCCCACCGCGGCGCGUCCUGGGAACGCAGCUCUGGGCCCCGGGCGCGCGCAGUCCAGCGAGUUGAUCUUCAAGCGCUGCGUCCUCAUUCAUGAGCAGCACAACUACGCUGCGCCACCGUUGCCCUGUGUGCACAGCGAGGACGCGCCGCCGCACAAGAAGCUCAAGAGCCAGGCUUCACUACGGCCCCUCAAGUGCAUCCUCCCACAGAAGCCUACAAGAGUGGCUCCCCGCAACUCAGAGUUGCAGGACAUGGAGCGUCGCCUCAACCACAAUAUGAUGGAGCGCCAACGCCGUGACAAUAUGCGCUCCAGCUUCCUGAUCCUCAGGGACCUUGUGCCUGAGCUGGUGCACAAUGAGAAGGCAGCCAAAGUGGUCAUUCUGAAAAAGGCCACCGAGUACAUUCGCACCCUGCAGGCUGAUGAGUACAAGCUCCUGAUGGAAAGGGAGAUACUGCGCGCAAGACAACAGCAGUUGCUGCGGAAAAUCAAAUACCCUGAGAUAUACUAAAUGUUUCUGAAAUGGACAGUUAUUGCUACUUUGCACAUGUUGACUUGAAAAAAAGAAUGUUGGUUUACCUUCAUAUUGGCCCCUUGUCAAGUUUUAAGCUGGAUAGGGGCAACCCAUGCAGUUCUAGUGGGGCCUUGGAAAGUCUAGGAAUAGGAUGCUAGGUGACUUCUUUCUUUCCUUCAAUCGCAGUGAUGGUCAUGAAGGUUCAGGAUAGUUGGGAACCUUGGAAGGCUGUUGAAGUCGUGUUUACUCCAAGUUUCCAGAGUCACUUCUUUUACAGGAGUCAUUACAUUCCAAUAGAUGCCACAGAAAGGGAGUCCUCUUUGGAUGUCCCUGGGGGAAUAUUUCUGUAAAUUCCAUCGACUCGCCCACCAAGAGGUCAGUAUUACACUGGAAGUUCACACCUUAGUAUCGUAAUAACACCUCAAUGUUUGAGGAGCAUGUUUUGUAUACAGAUAUAUUGUCAAUCUCUGUUACGUACUGUACUAAUUCUUACACUGUCUGUGGUGUAUUUUAGUAUGAUGCUGAUACGUAACUAAAUUUGAUAUUUAUGUUUACAUAUGAAAAUGAAGAGUGAAGGUUUUUAGGAGAUAAGACUUUAUCGCUUUUUCAAAUUAAGAAACUUUUUAAAGAAAUUAUAUAUGUAUAUGUAUAUUCCCUUUUCUCCAAGUCUUUCUGUAAGUGUAUUUGUUCAUGUGUGAUGUGUACAAAUGAGUGAAUGCAAAGUUGUGUGCUUAAUUUCUACAAAAUAUGUGCCCUUUGAAAUACCUCAUGUUGUUAUGAAAUAAAUAGCAAUUGAAUGAUUUUUGAAAGAAAUUUCCUGGUGAGAGAAAUGCUUUUUCAACUAAUUAAC